Messenger RNA from Rhopalosiphum padi (bird cherry-oat aphid), 3062 nucleotides. RefSeq lists its product as uncharacterized. NCBI's taxonomy places the organism in Eukaryota, Metazoa, Arthropoda, Insecta, Hemiptera, Aphididae. The record is from RefSeq and is a predicted model, not a curated record. Gene Ontology annotation, molecular function: sequence-specific DNA binding.
UUCUCAAUGAUAAAAUUAUGAAUUCAUUAUAUUUUUUUUUUGAUUUGAAUUUUUAUUUGAAGUAUUGAAUACUGCCUACAAAUUUAACGUUGUCUUAUGUUUGCAGUUUUAAGUUUAGUACAGUUAUUGUGAAUUUGUAAGUGUUUUUUUUUUCUAUUAUAUUAUUAUAAUAUACUAAACAUGCCAAGCUGUAUAACUUGUGGAAGAUCAGAUAGUAAAAGUUCAAAAUCAGCGAAUAUAACUUUUCAUAAGUUUCCAUCUAAAGAAAGUGUUCGAGAAAAAUGGAAUAACUUCUUAUUAGAAAAUGCUGUGAGUCCUGAAAAUGUGUUAAGGACUAGUGUAAUUUGUUCCCUCUAUUUUGAACAGUCGUGUUUUUUGGACAAAAGCAAAAAACUAUUAAAUAAGCAUAGUUAUCCAUCAAUAAUUGUAAAUCGAAUAAAAGGCACCAAAAAAAUGUGUGAUGAAACUUUAACAAAAUGUUCUAUGACUUAUGAAGCAAAACCAAAUAGUUCUUCUAACAUUUUAAAAUGUGAUCGAAAAUUAGUUAAAUUGCCUUGUAGCAGUAAUGCAAUAGAAGGAGUGCCACUUUUGGAUGAAUCAAUUUUAAACACAGCAUCAAGUAUUUGUUCUGAGCCCUUUUCCAACAACAAAGUCUCGUUGUCUUGUAGCAGUGAUGCAAUGGAAGGUGGUUCACUUUUGGAUGAAUCUCCAUUAAUAGUUUCUAGUAAAGUGAAUUAAGACGAUACACCACGCCGGCUGUUCUUAAAGCGUGGUAUUCAAACACUAUCAGCACAAGUUAAAAUAAAAAACAAGCAGUUAAAAAGUCUCAAACAAACCAUAAGACGGCAAAAACAGAGAACUGCUUCAAUGGAAUUGAUUAUUAUGGAACUUAAAAAUCAAAAUUUCAAUGAUGAAGAUACGAGUUUUUCAAUAUUUGAGUCAUUUGGAGAAGGAAGGGUGCCAUCUUGCUGAUAAAUUAAGAAAGCAACACAUAUUUUACUUGAAACAGAAAAUGAAGAUAAUUUUUGAAAAUAAAACAAAUUGGAGAGAGGAAGAGUACAAAUAGAUUUUAAAGUGAACUCAGAUACUGAUGAUUACUUAUGGAAUUCAAAAAUAACCAUAAGUCUUUCAUAUGAGCUUCUCAGUUGCAACUAUGUCAGUCUUUUUUUUUUACGAAAUAUUAAUAUAUUAUUUAAAACUUUAAAAUUAUUCUAUUAUUUGUUACUUAAUAUUUUUAGCCAAAUCAAUCAGCUUUAACAGUUUUUCAGGAUCAAAAAAGUUAAAAUUAGACACUAUUUUUUCAGUAAUAUAAACAGUGAAAUAUUUCUAACCUUUGGUUUGUCAAGAAGCAUUCAAAUAAGUGAAGUUAACAAAGCAUCAUAUAUUCUUUUCAUAGUUGGAUUCAUAAAAAAAAGAUGUAAAGAUUAUGGUUGAAAAUUAUUACCAGAUGAAAACCAAGAAUCAACUAAAUGCUGACUCCCAUGAAAGAAAUGCAUAACAAAUUUAAUCAAUGUUUUACAUCUACUACAUUCUCAUCAAGCUGUACAAAUAUUUAUAUGUUUCCUGCUACUUAUAGGUAAAAUUAUUAUGGAAAAUACAGUAUUUUAAAAUCAGUUGGUUAGUAAAAAUAGAAGUAUUCUAAUUUAAUAACACAAACAAAUUAUAUUCAUAUUAUAAAUGAAUGAAUUAUCGAUAAUUGACAAUGAUAUUCAUUCAGUAAUUUAUUAUGCUAUGAAAUAACUAUUUUUAAACAAAUUAGCUUUAUUUAUAACUUUGCUGGUAAGUACGGCACUAGAAUUGUUUCCAGGGGGGGAGGAGGCAGAGUGGGGAAAAUAUUUUUUUUACAUGGGCUAAGGUAUUUUCAACAGUCAAUGACGUUAUUCAAAUAAAAUAUAAAUAUUUUUGUAUCAUAUAUUAUAAUAUAGCUAUUAGCUAUAUAGUACAAACUUUUGAAUAGUUAAAAAUGUCAAAUAUUUUUAUGUACCUUGUGUAAGAAAAUGUUUAAUCACAGACCUUCAACAAGUAUAUUAAUAAUGAUAUACAAAAAUGAUAAUUUCUUUAUUACUUUAAUAUUACAUACCUUUUGAAUGAAUGAUUAUGAUUAUUACUUACAUUUCAUAAAUAUAAAUAAAAGUAAUUAUGUUUAGUAAUGAACAGAUGAAUUUGUUUGACUCGACUUUAAUGCUAUGAUUUGUACAUUUAUUUAUACAUACAUUCAUACAUUUGUUUAUUUUCAUCCAGUAAUUAGUACCCAAUAAAAAUAAUAAUAAACAAAUAAAUGAUUUUUUUCUUAUUUUACAAAUUUCAAAACAUAUUUUAUUGAAAUUGUAGUAAAUUUUUUCCUUAUUAGACAAUACUAGUAGUCAGUAGGUUAAUCCAUAAUAAAAAAACAAAAUAUGUUAUUUGUUCAAACUUCAAUAAUUCAAUUAUUAUGAUUUAUAAUAAAUUCAAUUUAUUCCUCAAUUGAUAAUGUUUUAUGACUUUACUAUAUCGUACAGAUUUUUCAAGGGGAAGGGGGCGUGGCUAGAGCCCCACCUUUCCCCCUCCUCUUUUGGCGCAGUGCCACAUUAUAUAAUUAUUAAAUCUAUUAUGUAAGUUUAGGUAAAUAAUCUUUUACCAGUAGAUUCAAUAAACUAAAAUUAAUUUCUUCAACAGUAAAUGAGUUUAGGGCCGUAGCUAGGAAUUUUCUAUGGGGAGGGUUCAGUUGAUCAGUUCCAUAGAUAAGAAUUUUACAACUUACUAGGUUCUUUUGCUCUUCAGUCAAACUACCGCUAUUAGCAUUAAUAAACAAACCAAUAUCAUUAUUUUGAGGAUCAAUAAGACAAUAACCUUUAGAAAAGUUUAGAUAUUAGGCAAAAAGCAUUGGUAUACUAAGAAAGUAAUCUAAUAAACUAUUAUAGUUAUUAUUAAAAAAAAAAAUAGAAAUGCAAUAAAAAUGUUGUUUCGGGUUUACAUAGAUAGUAAGCUGAAUAAUCACUAAGGUAGACGAAAAAAAGUCUCCAGUUGCAUUAUAAAUAAAAUGAAACAAAGACAAAUCUGCAGAUAUUUCUAAUUUUUUAAAA